AGUGGUGACGCGGCGGGUCUCUAAUAAGGAUCCGCUCAGUCAGUAAAGCGCAGGUCAAACAGCAAUACACACUCAUCACACUGACACUUUAUUAUCAUCACCUAUACAACACUGAGACAUGGACUCGGACGAGGGCUAUAAUUAUGAGUUUGAUGAUGAAGAGGAGGAGGAAGAAGAGGAAGAGGAGUGCAGCGAGGACAGUGGCGAGGAAGAGGCCGAGGAUGACACACUGGACCUGGGCGAGGUGGAGCUGCUGGACCCCGCCAUGGCCGGAGGAGAGCCCGACGAUUGCGUUGACACCGGCGGCAGCGGCGGCGAAGGCGGCCUGGGGCCUGGCCAGGAGGACGAGGACUACCGCUUUGAGGUGCUGACCACCGAGCAGAUCCUCCAGCACAUGGUGGAGUGCAUCAGGGAGGUUAACGAGGUCAUACAGAACCCAGCUACGAUAACCAGAAUACUCCUCAGUCACUUCAACUGGGACAAAGAGAAGCUUAUGGAGAGGUACUUUGAUGGGAAUCUGGACAAGUUGUUUACAGAGUGCCACGUCAUAAACCCCAGUAAAAAGGCCAAAAUGCGACCAAUGAGCACACGGUCCUCCAGUCAGGAUUUGCCCUGCCAGAUCUGCUAUCUCAACUAUCCAAACUCGUAUUUCACAGGUCUCGAGUGUGGACACAAGUUCUGCAUGCAGUGCUGGGGUGACUAUUUAACUACCAAAAUCAUUGAGGAAGGGAUGGGACAGACCAUCUCGUGUCCUGCUCACAACUGUGACAUUUUGGUUGACGAUAACACUGUAAUGCGACUAAUCACAGAUUCUAAAGUGAAAUUGAAGUAUCAGCAUUUAAUCACAAAUAGUUUUGUAGAGUGUAACAGACUGUUGAAAUGGUGUCCAGCUCCUGACUGCCACCAUGUGGUCAAAGUUCAGUAUCCUGAUGCCAAACCAGUUCGCUGCAAAUGCGGGAGACAGUUCUGUUUCAAUUGUGGAGAGAACUGGCAUGACCCUGUUAAAUGCAAGUGGUUGAGGAAGUGGAUAAAGAAGUGUGAUGAUGACAGUGAAACAUCCAACUGGAUUGCAGCAAAUACCAAGGAAUGUCCCAAAUGUCAUGUGACCAUUGAAAAAGAUGGUGGCUGUAAUCACAUGGUGUGUCGAAACCAGAAUUGUAAAGCAGAGUUCUGCUGGGUUUGUCUCGGCCCUUGGGAGCCCCAUGGCUCUGCUUGGUACAACUGCAAUCGCUACAAUGAAGAUGAUGCAAAAGCAGCCAGAGAUGCUCAGGAGCGUUCGCGUGCAGCCCUGCAGCGCUACCUCUUCUACUGCAACCGCUACAUGAACCACAUGCAGAGUCUGCGCUUCGAGCACAAGUUGUACGCACAGGUGAAGCAGAAGAUGGAGGAGAUGCAGCAACACAACAUGUCGUGGAUCGAGGUGCAGUUCCUGAAGAAGGCCGUGGACGUGCUGUGCCAGUGUCGGUCCACGCUUAUGUUCACCUACGUCUUCGCCUUCUACCUCAAAAAGAACAACCAGUCCAUUAUCUUCGAGAACAAUCAAGCUGAUUUGGAGAACGCUACAGAGGUGCUUUCGGGUUAUCUAGAGAGAGAUAUCUCCCAGGAUUCUUUGCAAGAUAUCAAACAGAAAGUUCAGGAUAAGUAUAGAUACUGUGAGAGUCGGCGACGAGUGCUGCUACAGCACGUUCAUGAGGGCUAUGAGAAAGACUUGUGGGAGUACAUUGAAGACUGAGCAGAACUGCUGCAUCACAAAGCGUAUUGGAGCAUAUAAAAGCAGCCAAGUGCUUUGGUGUCGGCCAUCACCGCAGCCCCUCUCCAUCCUUUUUACGUGGCAUCUGGAUUUUUGUUAUUAUUUAGAGUUUAAGUUAAUUUUACUGAAAUGAAAAGGUAGAAUAUUCAAAUAAAACUCCUACGUCAGUAUUGCAGUCUGUAAGAGUUGAUUGCCGACACGGCAUGGAAAUGUAUUCCGUUCUCCAUGCUUUCCAUGGAGAUUCUUCAGUAGUCUCUUUUUAUUUUUUAAGUGCUUUUUGUCUGUUUUUAUAGUUCAGAUUGGCUUGUCUUAAGCAUAGCUUUACAGGCCUGAGCCAUGCGGAGUGUGUUGUGUUUUGCUUGGUUGGGUGGCUUUGUGUUUUGGGCGGAAGUGUGUAUUUCAGGCUGUAAAUAGCACACUUGCAUGGAACAUGGAAUAUGGGAUGCAUCUUUUUUUGUUUGUUUGUUUGUUUGUUUGUUUGUUUGUUUGUUUUUUGAAAAAUAUUUAUUCUUUACAGAUAUCCAAGAAUGUGUUUAAACAACAUGAGAAGAGGCCAUGUGACAGUUUUGCCUCAUGUUUGUUAAAAACCUUUCCAGAACGUUGCACACUCAAAUCAGAGGCAUAGUAACAGACAGCAGCCUUAAAUACAUGCAUAUAUACAGUGGAUAAAAAGUAGAAUUGGGUGAAUCUCACACAGAAAUAUCUGGGUCAUAUUUAACCCUGAAAUAAAUUAUAUUUUGCAUAAAGGAAAUAUAGCCUGUUUUUAGAACUAGUAGGUUUUUUUUUUUUUUUUUACACAUUAUAACAAUUACGCUCCAUUAAUGUUGUGACAAUUAAUUAAAUUCAUGAAAAUUAAACCUCAAAUUCUCAUUACCUUAAAGGAUUAGUUCACUCUAGAAUUCAAAUUUGCUGAUAAUUUACUCCACCCCCAUGUCAUCCAAGAUGUUUGUCUUUCUUUAGUCGAAAAGAAAUGAAGGUUUUUGAGGAAAACAUUCCAGGAUUUUUCUCCAUAUAGUGGACUUCACUGGGGAUCAACGGGUUGAAGGUCCAAAUGUCAGUUUCAGUGCAGCUUCAAAGAGCUCUACAUGAUCCCAGAUGAGGAAUAAGGGUCUUACCUAGUGAAACAAUCGGUCAUUUCCUAAAAAAAAUAAUAAAAAUUGUAUACUUUUUAACCACAAAUACUCAUCUUGCACUGCUCUGCGAUGCGCCACACAUUACGUAAUCACAUUGGAAAGGUCACGCGUGACGUAGGCGGAAGUACCGUAGGCGGAGAAGUUUCUCCUCCAACUUCAAAAUCGUCCAACAUCGUUGUUUUACCUUUUUUUGUAAAGGGGUUUGACUUAGUCUUUGCACGUUCACUUUGUAGACACUGGGUCGGUACUUCUGCCUACGUCACGCGUGACUUUUCCAACGUGAUUACGUAAUGCGUGGCGCAUCGCAAAGCGAGUGCAAGACGAGCAUUUGUGGUUAAAGUAUAUAAUUUUUUACUUUUUUAAAAAAAAAAAGACCCUAGAUAAGACCCUUAUUCCUCGUCUGGGAUCGUGUAGAGCUCUUUGAAGCUGCACUGAAACUGACAUUUGGACCUUCAACCCAUUGAACCCCAGUGAAGUCCACUAUAUGGAGAAAAAUCCUGGAAUGUUUUCCUCAAAAACCAUAAUUUCUUUUCAACCGAAGAAAGAAAGACAUAAACCUCUUGGAUGACAUGGGGGUGAGUAAAUUAUCAGGAUAUUUUAUUUCUGAAGUGAACUAAUCCUUUAAUGCAAAACAACUUAUUAAUUUGGGUAUUACAAUAAUAAUAAAUAAAGUCUUAUUGAUUUAUUUAAAUAUCAGCAUAAAUUCAGUACAGCAGUUCUACUAUGAUUUAUAUUACAAUAUUUUUUUUUACAUUAUAAUAAUGAGAAUUAUUGAGGUUUAAUUGUUGUGAAAAUGUCAGAGCAAAAAAAUAAUACUCAAAAUGUAGUAUUUAUUAUAUAGUAUUUUUAUUUUUUAUAUAUAUAUAUAUAUAUAUAUAUAUAUAUAUAUAUAUAUAUAUAUAUAUAUAUAUAUAUAUAUAUAUAUAUAUAUAUAUAUAUAUAUAUAUAGUAUUUUUUUUUUUUUUUUUUUGUGGUGAAAUAUGACCCAGAAAUGUUCUUGACCAUUUACAUGAAAUUCAACAAAUUGCUGUCAUUGUCAAAUGCAGUUCUGGAAGUGAACCUUUUAGAUGUUUGGUUUUGAGCGAAGACCGACUGGAACAAACACUCACACCUUUUUAUGAACCAUCAUCGUCGUCUUAGUUGAUCAUUUAUCUCUUUAAAACAGCUGUUAUAUCGAACACGCACACUACCAGAUGUUCCAUGAGAGCAAACUUGAGUGACAUUCACUCACUAACAACUAAAGUCUCAAAUGCUUUUACCUGUUUUUCCUUUCAUUUUCUUUUUAAACGUAUGCACCUUUUGCAGUGUGAGAGGAGGCCGAUGGUAUAUUGAAAGCACUGUUGUAUUUCUUUACGUGACUGCCAAGUGGUUAUGAGGCUUACUGGUACUGACUAUCAAGCACUAUAACUGAAGCCUUGCCUAGAUAGUCAAGCCUGGCUGUUAAGAACAAAAAGUUGGCCUUUUCUGUUAAACUUAAAGGGCAAAUAUGAGCGCUGUGUUUACACUAAUGUCAGAAAUGGCAAGAGACAUCAAGUUCAGUACAGAAUGUGAGCAGAUGUGACACCUGUUGUUUUGAAUUUUUUCUGUAAGAGCUUCACUGAUUUACUUCCUUUAGGUCAUUACUUCACACCAUUUGAACGCACGGUAAUCGUUCUCAGUGCAUCAAACAUGUCUGCAUCUGAAUUCGGUUUGUACGGUAGUUUACAGCAGCUUCUACUAAUUCUAAUGUCACAUUUUAUGGACUCCAUGAUUGGCACCUGGAGUUUGUGCUCAUGUUUUAUUAAACCCUCAUUGGGGGGGAACACAAAUUGAGGAACAGCAAUGUUGCCUGUGCUGACAGAUGAGAUUUCUUCACCAAAGUGUGAAUAUAUGAAUUAAAAAUGAACAGUCUCUGAUUUAGAGAAAUGUUCAUCUACGGUGGCUUUCCUGUGUUAUAACCAUUCUUAUAAAAAUGUCCUAUUUAAAUAAAUCUCAUUCAAAUGUA
Ctenopharyngodon idella (grass carp) is the source of this 4867-nucleotide messenger RNA. It is a transcript of the gene arih1l, whose product is annotated as ariadne homolog, ubiquitin-conjugating enzyme E2 binding protein, 1 like. The transcript is spliced from 14 exons. Bases 119 to 1732 code for a protein of 537 amino acids. The record is from RefSeq and is a predicted model, not a curated record. NCBI's taxonomy places the organism in Eukaryota, Metazoa, Chordata, Actinopteri, Cypriniformes, Xenocyprididae. Gene Ontology annotation, molecular function: ubiquitin protein ligase activity; ubiquitin conjugating enzyme binding; zinc ion binding. Gene Ontology annotation, biological process: ubiquitin-dependent protein catabolic process; positive regulation of proteasomal ubiquitin-dependent protein catabolic process; protein polyubiquitination. Gene Ontology annotation, cellular component: ubiquitin ligase complex; nucleus; cytoplasm.